UGGUUGACAGUUCAAUUCAUAACCUUAAAAAAGUAUCAAAAAUUUGGGCACGUGUUGUUAUUUAUUACUUGAAUUACUGUGUGGGUACAUUUGAAGACAUCCAAAAUGGUUAAAAAGAAAAAGGGUCGUUCCGUAAAGCGCAAUCCAAAUGUGAAUUCUGAACCCGAAGAAUUAACACAAGCACCACAUUCUUUUAUUAUUCAAAGAGGUUUAACUCAGGGACAUAUCAUAGAACUGACACGAGACUUUCGGAAAUUAAUGGAACCUUUUACGGCAAAAUCUUUACAAGAGCACAAGAAGAAUACCAUUAAGGAUUUCGUGUCCGUAGCUGGACUACUUCAUGUUACUCACCUUUGCAUUUUUUCACAAACGGAAGUGGGCAUGUACUUUAAAGUGGGCCGCCUGCCCAGAGGACCGACACUUACCUUUAAGGUGCAGAACUUUUCGUUGGCGAAAGAUGUCGUUUCGUCCUUAAAAAAACAACUAGUUGUGGAAAAAGCUUUUAAACACUCUCCGCUUAUUAUUUUAAAUAGUUUUAGUAGUGAGAAGGCUCACAUGAAGCUUAUGGCGUCGAUGUUUCAGAAUAUGUUUCCAAAGAUUAAUUUAACCAAUGUAGAUUUGAACAAGAUAAGGCGUUGCGUCUUAUUAAAUUAUGACCCAUCGACUGAUUUAAUCGAUUUCAGACAUUAUAUUAUAAAAAUUGUGCCUGUGGGAGUUUCGAAAGGUGUCAAAAAGGUUAUUCAAGGUAAAAUUCCAGAUCUUUCCAAAUGUGACGAUAUUUCAGAGUUCUUCACACGUGCGGGAACUCUUUCGGAAAGUGAAAUGGAAGAUGAUCCCAAUAGUCACAUUACAGUUAAUCAGAAGUUGGUCUCCAGAGGAAACGUGGAACAAGGUCAAUCUGCAAUUAAGUUGACUGAGCUCGGGCCUCGAAUGACUCUGCAACUUAUGAAGGUGGAGGACGGUCUCUUGGAUGGUAUUGUUCUGUACCAUCAUCUUAUACAUAAGACGGAAGAAGAGAAAUUGGAAAUUCAAAGAAAGCGUGACAGUAAACGCAAGUUGAAGGAGAAGAGAAAGAAAAUACAGGAGGCGAAUAAGAAACGCAAGGAAAUCGAAAAGGAGGAAUUAAAACAAAAAUCUCUGAAAGGAAUGCACGCGAACGUGCCUAAAACUACAGAAAAGAAUUCCUUGGAAGAAAAUGACGAUGAUGUUCAGUAUUAUCGUGAUGAAGUAGGGGAAGAACCCGACAAAGAUCUAUUCCUGGAUAAUCAACCGAAAUCGGACAUAUCAAAGGUUCUUAAAAAAUUCAAAAAGAAGAAAACAAGCUUGGAGAAGAAUAAGCAAGUUACAAAGUAUGAAGAUAAGUUCGAAAAAACCAAGGAGAAAUUGGGCCUAAAGGGAAGAACUCAAUUUAAACGUAAUAAAUUCCAAGUUCACAAUCGAGUUGUUGGAAAAACCUUUAAUAAAAGGUUGAAUGUUAAAAGGAAAUCAAAAUAAUAUGCUUUUAAUCACAUUUUUCUUUGUUUUUGUACAAACUGGACAUAUUGUGACACAAUUAAAUAUGUCAAAUUAC
Photinus pyralis (common eastern firefly) is the source of this 1570-nucleotide messenger RNA. RefSeq names its product protein Peter pan-like. Gene Ontology annotation, molecular function: rRNA binding. Bases 106 to 1494 code for a protein of 462 amino acids. The transcript has 6 exons. The record is from RefSeq and is a predicted model, not a curated record. Gene Ontology annotation, cellular component: preribosome, large subunit precursor. Lineage: Eukaryota; Metazoa; Arthropoda; Insecta; Coleoptera; Lampyridae. Gene Ontology annotation, biological process: rRNA processing; ribosomal large subunit assembly.